Messenger RNA from Esox lucius (northern pike), 1479 nucleotides. It is a transcript of the gene ankrd9, whose product is annotated as ankyrin repeat domain 9. The coding region runs from base 402 to 1271 and encodes 289 amino acids. The record is from RefSeq and is a predicted model, not a curated record. The transcript has a single exon. Lineage: Eukaryota; Metazoa; Chordata; Actinopteri; Esociformes; Esocidae.
GCAGUCAUGAUGGGAGUUCGGAUAUCUUCUGCCACCAGCGAGCCUUUAUAAACUGUGGAUGAAGUUUGUAGUGGGGUUUGUUCCAAGUGAAGAAUGGAAAUGGGCUGGUGGCGACUGCCUCGUUACUGAACACACUCAGAAAGCAGCGAAGAACGUUGUGUCCUAAACCUAUUCGUUUGCUAUAGGCUUUUAUUUUUUAUUUUGAAGAGUUUUUGCUGCGCAAGAAUAAUAUGCAGAAUAAUAAUUCAGUAUUGGUAUUUUUUUCUAGUGUUUAUGUUUCUCUUCUAAAAAGUGUUGACAACCUGUGUUGAUGUUUACUAAGCUUGCACAGAAAUGUUUUGUGGCCUACCUAGCAAAAAAGGUAUAUUCAGAAAUUUAGGUGAGCUGCAGAUCAACUGACAAUGCCUUACGAUCUAGGUGUAUUUGACAGCAGGGCAGAUUACAAAUCCGAGAAGCAAUGCCAAAGAACCUCAUUUGCCUUUUAUCAAGCAGUCCGGGACCUGUUACCGGUAUGGGUGCUCGAGGACAUGCGGACAAUGGAGGUUUUUCAUUGGGAAGAUGACGGGCAAGCGUGCGUUUUCACUCCAUCCGAGGCUUUUCUGUAUGCACUUGUGCACGACCAUCAACAAUAUGCUAGAUACCUGCUCAACAGAUACUCCGUCGGUGCACUAGAUAUGCCGAGUCAAAGCUUCUGCUGCUGCCAAGCAUCCGCAACCCCGCAUCUCACAGUAGCUGUCCGCUAUAAUCGCGUAACUAUCCUGAGUAUGAUUAUGGACACUCUGAAAGACUUCUCCGAUAGCCAGCGCGACGGCUACAUGAACAGUCUUGGAUGUUUUCACAUGGAUGGAGGCAAAGGCGCAUUGCAUCUGGCGUGCGAACUGGUGCGCCCUGAGUGCUUGAUUCUCUUGCUAGGACACAGUGCCAGUCCUUAUGUCACAGACCGAGAUGGGAACACCCCCAUGGACUGCCUCUUAAAUCAGAUACGCCAAGGCAAGUCUGACAUGCGCCGCAAGCACGUCUGCCUUGGCUAUCUCAUUCUCUUCAUGCCAAAAUGUGAUUUUCAAAUGAAGGGACAGUUGCAGAAGAAUCCUGGGGUGUGGCAGAGUCUUAUCGGAAAGCAGGCUUUCCAGUGGUUGUCAGGACAUUCUCCGCCCUCACUUUUUGUUCAGGCUAUGCAGAAAAUGAUCCAGUCCAUACCUGUUGAACAGGUAGAAUCUUUGCCAGACUUUCUGAAACCACUGGAAUUCAGGCUACACCAGUAUGCCAGUUAAAGACUACCUCGAAGAUCAAACUACUUUGCUGACAACUGCAAUUAAAUGUUUUUGUUUGACAGUGCCGUAUGUAUAUAACUAUAUUUGAUUUGAUGUUAAGAACCAUGCACUUUAGUAUGUCGACUUCUCAUACUUGACUGUAAAGUUAAUUUAAUGGUGUUAGUAAUGUUGCUAUGUAAAUAAAAAUAUAUUUGUCCAUAAAAGAUCA